Periconia digitata is the source of this 1230-nucleotide messenger RNA. NCBI's taxonomy places the organism in Eukaryota, Fungi, Ascomycota, Dothideomycetes, Pleosporales, Periconiaceae. The record is from the annotation of a GenBank genome assembly.
ACCAUGGCGAGCCAUAUUGCAUUCUUGACUCUUGCAUUUCUUUCUUCUUUUGCCAACUCAAUCCCUGUAGCCUCUCAGGGCUCGACUAUCGAUGUGCGCAGCGACGUACAAACAGAAUCCAGGUUCAGCUACCCUCUAGACAAGCGACAACAGAAACUUUUUCCGCUGCGGGUUCUUCCUCUCGGUGCAUCAAUUACAUAUGGUACCGCAAGCUCGGACGGCAAUGGCUAUCGAAAAGCUCUCCGUGAUCAGCUCCGCUUUAGUGGCUGGGAGGUCAACAUGGUCGGCAACCAACAAGGCGGCCGCAUGACCGACAAUGACAAUUCCGGUUACCCGGGUUUCCGCGUUGACGAGAUAUUAACAAAAGCGGAGCAAGUUGUCGGCAGGCAACCCAAUGUGAUUACCAUCAACGCUGGUACCAACGAUGCGGUUCAGAACAAGACUGGAUUGCCCGUUGAGGAAGUAGGAAAGCGUAUGGACCAGAUGCUCGACCUCCUUUACGAGAAAAUUCCAGGUGUAACCAUCCUCUUUUCAACUCUGCUCACGAACAAGGGAGCCACCACCGACAGCCGUGUCAAGAACAUUGUCAACCCACAAUAUCGAGCCCUCGUCGAGCGCCGCCGCAAGCAAAACCAGCGCAUUGUCCUCGCCGAGAUGUACGAAUCCGACACCCCCUGGCUCUCUAAGAACGAGCUCUCCGACGGCACCCACCCCACCGACGCCGGCUACAAGAAAAUGGCUGCCAUCUGGUGGGCCGCCUUCCAGGAAGCCGACAAAGCAGGCAUGCUUCAACCCCCCAACAAAGCCACCCUCCUCCAGCGCUGCGAACAACCCGCCAAGAUUGAGGGCAGCAAAAUUCAACUCCCAGCCAACUUCUACGGCCCUGUCGAACCCCUCCAAUUCGCUGAAGCCGCAAAGAACGACGCCCAGGAAGCACUGUGGAGAAAAGACAACGACGGCUACUACGUGUACAAGUGGAUCAACAACGAGUUCGUAGACGGCGCGCGCAUGGAUAUCAAGUCCAACUGCUGGGCUAAAGAUGUCCGCUGGCUCGACGUUAACGGUGACGGUCUCGUCGAUUUCAUCUGUCUCGACAAAAACCGCGCCCUCGAUAUCCAAAUCAACAAGGGCAACUACCCCCCGACCUUCGAAAACGUCGGAAAAUGCACUGUCCCGCAUAUUGGUGACGACGGCGCUGUUGCGGAUCCUUUGUUGCCCAAGAAACCGUAG